Messenger RNA from Limanda limanda (common dab), 688 nucleotides. RefSeq names its product dolichyl-phosphate mannosyltransferase subunit 2, regulatory (gene dpm2). Gene Ontology annotation, biological process: GPI anchor biosynthetic process. Gene Ontology annotation, cellular component: dolichol-phosphate-mannose synthase complex; endoplasmic reticulum membrane. NCBI's taxonomy places the organism in Eukaryota, Metazoa, Chordata, Actinopteri, Pleuronectiformes, Pleuronectidae. The record is from RefSeq and is a predicted model, not a curated record. Bases 44 to 295 code for a protein of 83 amino acids. Gene Ontology annotation, molecular function: enzyme regulator activity. The transcript is spliced from 4 exons.
AAGAACAGUAGGUGACGUCAUCAGACAACACAACGCGUCAGACAUGGCCACCGGGGUGGACCAGGCUGUGGGCUCCAGUCUGGUGAUCUUCAGCCUCCUGCUCUUCACCUACUACUCCGUCUGGGUCAUCGUCCUGCCUUUCGUGGACAGUGAUCAUGUUUUGCAGAAGUAUUUCCUUCCUCGGGAGUAUUCGGUCAUCCUGCCUGGGAUCGCAGCUGUAGUCCUGCUCCUCUGUGUCGGAGCCUUCAUCGCAAUAAUCAUGUGGAAAAAUCGGAAACCAAAGAAAGUGGACUAACCUGAGGACGUUUGAGACAGAUUUAAAUACUUGAAAACAGCAUCUGUGGAGGCUCCGCCCACAGAAGACCUGCUCCAUCCUCCACGCUGAUGAACGACCAACAACCCGAAGACGCUGAUGCUCACAAAGUCAGAUUUGUUAUAGAGAGAUUUAUUUUAUAUUUUCACUUUAGAGGUGAUGAGUCGGGAUCAGCUUCUGUCUUUUGAAGCCAGUUUAGUCCUUGAUGCUGCCCCCUGCUGGUUCAAGUGAGACUUCUUAUUUCUUAACGAUAAAAUAAAGAACGUUAAGAUCCCAGCGUGAACUGUGUAAAUACUGAGACAUAUCGUAACCGAGUCAGAUUUUAUUGUGCGUAAACGUGAAGACAGGAACGUUCUCAAUAAAAUGUUGAUGCUG